Messenger RNA from Acytostelium subglobosum LB1, 225 nucleotides. RefSeq lists its product as hypothetical. Lineage: Eukaryota; Evosea; Eumycetozoa; Acytosteliales; Acytosteliaceae. The record is from RefSeq and is a predicted model, not a curated record. The transcript is spliced from 3 exons. The annotation marks the transcript as partial.
AAGGCAUUUCAGACUGUCACUGUCUUUAUCAUCAUACCUUUGAUGUUGGCUGUGCAUUCCAAUAAAAUACCAUUGACAGCUGCAUUGGAUAUCAUUGUUUGGUAUAUAGCUAUUAGCUUUGGUAUAUUUAUAUUCAAGACACCUAUCAAGUUGUACUUUACUGUUAAGGAUAAAUGCAAGUACUUGAAAGAACACUCACUCACUCAAUCAAUCAAUCAAACAUGA